CGGGGCAACAACCACACCUCGGCCACCCCCAUCUACACUCACACACAAAAACCGCUCCGCUCCACCAUGGCGUCCGCCGAGAUCCACGACCUCUACGACUCGAUCCUCAUCCUCGACUUUGGAUCGCAGUACUCCCACCUCAUCACGCGACGAUGCCGUGAGCUCAACGUCUACUGCGAGAUGCUGCCGUGCACGCAGAAGAUGGCCGACCUGAAGUGGAAGCCCAAGGGCAUCAUCCUCUCGGGCUCGCCCUACUCGGUGUACGCGCCCGACGCGCCGCACGUCGACCCUGCCGUCUUCACUGCCGGCGUGCCCGUCCUCGGCAUCUGCUACGGUCUCCAGGAGAUUGCCAGCGUCCACGGCGGCAAGGUCGAGGCGCACACGCACCGCGAGUACGGCUCGGCGCACAUCUCGGUCGUCAAGACGGGCAACAAGAACGCCGACGCGCUCUUCGAGGGCAUCGAGGCCGGCCCCGAGGGCAUCCAGGUCUGGAUGUCGCACGGCGACCAGCUCGCCUCGCUGCCCCCCAACUUCCUGACCGUUGCCUCCACCCCCACGUCCCCUUGGACUGCGAUCGCCCACGAGUCCAAGCCCGUCUACGGCGUCCAGUUCCACCCCGAAGUCACCCACUCGCCCCGCGGCAAGGAGGUGAUUGGCGCGUUCGUCCACAACGUCUGUGGCAUCAAGGGCGGCUGGAGCAUGGAGACCUUCAUCCCCAAGGAGAUCGCGCGUAUCCGUGAGAUCUGCGGCGACAAGGGCCAGGUUAUCGGUGCCGUGUCGGGUGGUGUCGACUCGUCGGUCGCCGCCAAGAUCAUGCACGAGGCUAUCGGUGACCGCUUCCACGCCAUCAUGGUCGACAACGGUGUCCUCCGUCUCGACGAGGCCAAGAAGGUCAAGAAGAUGCUCGUCGAGGACCUCGGCGUCAACCUUACCGUUGUCGACGCGUCCGACCUCUUCCUCGACCGCCUCAAGGACGUCGAGGACCCCGAGAAGAAGCGCAAGAUUAUCGGCAACACCUUCAUCGAGGUGUUCGAGGCCGAGGCUGCCAAGAUUGAGGAGGCGUGCAAGGCCGACACCACCAAGGGCCCCAUCGAGUGGCUCCUCCAGGGCACGCUGUACCCCGACGUCAUCGAGUCGAUCUCGUUCAAGGGCCCCUCGGCUACCAUCAAGACGCACCACAACGUCGGUGGUCUCCUUGACAACAUGAAGCUCAAGCUCAUCGAGCCCCUCCGCGAGCUCUUCAAGGACGAGGUCCGUGCCCUCGGCCGUCUCCUCGGCAUCCCCGCCCACCUCGUCGGCCGCCACCCCUUCCCCGGCCCCGGUCUUGCCAUCCGUAUCCUCGGCCCCGUCACCCGCGAGCAGGUCAAGCUCCUCCAGCUCGCUGACGAGAUCUACAUUGAGGAGAUCCGCGCCGCCGGUCUCUACGACCAGAUCUCGCAGGCCUUUGCCGCCCUGCUGCCCGUCAAGGCCGUCGGUGUCAUGGGCGACGCCCGUACCUACGAGCAGGUCAUUGCCCUCCGCGCCGUGUCGACUGAGGACUUUAUGACUGCCGACUGGUUCGUCUUCCCCCCUCAGGUCCUCAAGAAGAUCUCGUCGCGCAUCACCAACGAGGUCAGGGGCAUCAACCGUAUCACCUACGACAUUACCUCGAAGCCUCCCGGAACUGUCGAGUGGCUCUAAACGAUUACGGACAGCACUUGUAUAGUUUUGAAUGCAUUUUCAUGGGCUUGG
Molecule: messenger RNA, 1731 nt
Organism: Vanrija pseudolonga
Lineage: Eukaryota; Fungi; Basidiomycota; Tremellomycetes; Trichosporonales; Trichosporonaceae
Gene: GUA1
Product: GMP synthase [glutamine-hydrolyzing]
Exons: 4
Coding region: 67-1680 (537 amino acids)
Biological process (GO): GMP biosynthetic process
Cellular component (GO): cytosol
Molecular function (GO): GMP synthase activity; GMP synthase (glutamine-hydrolyzing) activity; ATP binding
Source: RefSeq, a predicted model, not a curated record